Molecule: messenger RNA, 1390 nt
Organism: Didymodactylos carnosus
Lineage: Eukaryota; Metazoa; Rotifera; Eurotatoria; Philodinida; Philodinidae
Source: the annotation of a GenBank genome assembly
UUAUAAUAAAGCAAUGCUUUUUUAUAAUUAUUCAUUUAACUGAAAAUAUUUCCAAUUGUAUUAUAUGUGAGUGAAGUAAAACGUUUAUGGUAAUGCUAAUUAGAUUAUCAUUAUUAUUAUUUUUUAUAAUAAUAGAGUUGAUCAAGAUUUCCGUAAAUUUGUGUAAGUUCUAGAUAGUCAACCGGUAAUAUUUGUAUUCCUAUUUCAAGCGCUUUCAUGAUUUUAUAAUGCAUUGCAAUAAUCUUUAAUCAUAUGAUGCAUUUCUCCCAAGUCAUUGUAUAAUGUUAUAAGCUAAAUAUCAUCAGGAGAUAAAUGUUCUAAGAUAAUUUUUUAAAAUGCCAUUUCAUUCAUCUUUAACGCAUUGACCAAUUUAUAAUACAUUAUACUAAGAUUUCGAUAGGUCAUUGCUAGAUCCGAAUAAUUUGACUGUGGUAAUAUUAAAUGAAUUUCAAGUUCUUUAUGAUAAUUUGUUACUGCUUUAUCAUAAUUUUCUUUAGCAGCAUAAACAGCUGCCAUGUUGUUAUAUGUUACAGCAAAACGGAAGUAAUUCUUUUUCUACAGGCUUUUUCUAGCCUCUUGUUUUCUAGCAGAAAUCGAUCGGAAAUCGGAAUAUAGAAUAAACAGAAUUCGACACGGACAACUUCAACGACAAUUGAUUUUUCCAAUGAGUUCGUCGGAUUCAAAAGCGGGUGUCACGCAUUCCCUUCUUUUUUUCCAAUAUUUAACAGUGCGAUGGGUCAUUGAAAGGCACUCCUCAGCGUUUGAUGGAACACAAAGUCGGACUAAUUCUCGAUGUUCUAUUGACCAUUUCAGAUAAGACGAACGAGCAGUUCGGACUAUUUUUCGAAUCGUUCAACGACAUCGAGCUAAAGAAAACGUUCGAUUGUUUCUGUCAUUAUGUUAUUCGGUGUUUGAAUUUCAUCAAAAUCUCUGCGUCCUCAAAGGGGAAGAGAAAUACCUGACAUAAUCUACACAACUAGAAGAUUUUACUAGUCCAGUUAAGUCAUUGUUGUUACCAUGGAUGUUGGACUGAGCUGUUGUGUUAUUAGAUGGAAUAUUACAAGGUGUUAUUGGAUGGACGGAAAAAGACCCUGUAGCAUCAAUUGAUUUACGCCCUUCAAAGACAAAUCCAAAUCCACAAUUAAGUAUUCUGGUUGAAAACAAGGGGCGCUGUUGUGCUUUACUAGCGGAUUUUGGAUGCAGUUUUAAGGGCAUGAAAGGGAAACCUCGAUUAGAUUUACAACAAUUAGACAAUUGGACGAUCACUAAAUUACCAAUGGAUGAAAAACUGACUAACCAAGCGACAACAUUUGGUUGGAAGGCACUACCAUCUAAUAUGUCGAUAGUAUCAUCAUCAUUCUAUAGAGCUACAUCAUCAGCGAAAUUUUAG